Colletotrichum truncatum is the source of this 360-nucleotide messenger RNA. RefSeq lists its product as uncharacterized. Gene Ontology annotation, cellular component: extracellular region. Lineage: Eukaryota; Fungi; Ascomycota; Sordariomycetes; Glomerellales; Glomerellaceae. The record is from RefSeq and is a predicted model, not a curated record.
AUGAGGCACUUUACCGUUCUCGUGGCCCUUUUUGCCGCUUUGUCGAUUGCUGUCCCGACAGGCAACAUGGUCGAGAGGCAAACCGAAGAAAGUGGCACCGAAGAAGACGUCUGCGUGGAAGAUUCUGGAAUCUCAUUAUGCACACUGGGAACCCCCCUUUGCUGCAGAGUUGACAGAGAGGGCCUUACAACUAUGGAUUGCAUGCCUUCUACUGAAGACAUUACCAAAGUCCCUUCCGCGUCUUCCAUUACCAGUUUCCAAGCGGCUUGUCUGGCCCACGGCAAUCGCCGCCCUAGAUGCUGCACGCUCAAUGUGGCAGGCGAGACCGCUUUUUGCCAGGGCCUUACUUCCCCUGUAUAA